AUGUCAGAGAAAUCAGAACCGGGCAUAAACCCGCUCCGGGAAGAUGAACAUGCUUCAGGAACGACAUUGGAAGCUCUUGAUGCAAGCUCCGUGGAUGUUUCUUCGCCGCAAGACAUAGAAAAAACGAGGACGCAGGAGCCGCCUGCUGCUGGCGAUCCCAAUGGCGUGCCUGAAGAAAAUGCCGUCACGCAGACCACCACAUCGCAAUCUCAGAAAUUAGCCAAAAGCAAAACCAUUAUCAUUAUGGGUGCAUUAUGUUUAUCGGUGUUUCUAGCAGCUCUCGAUCAGACUAUCGUCUCAACGGCUCUUCCAGUCAUGGCAGCUCACUUUCAUGCCACCCAAGGCGGCUACUCCUGGAUGGCAUCUUCAUAUCUCUUGGCGAAUGCGUCCUGCGUCCCUUUCUGGGGAAAGCUUAGUGACAUCUUCGGCCGCAAGCCCGUCAUUAUCCUAGCCAACGUUGUUUUCUUGGUAGGCAGUCUGAUUUGUGCCUUGUCCAACAGUCUGGCUAUGAACAUUGCUGGUCGAGCUAUCCAAGGUGCUGGCGGCGGCGGUAUCAUCGUUUUGGCAAAUAUUACUGUUUCAGAUUUAGUCAGUGUCAGAGAACGACCAAUGUAUUAUGGUCUUUUCGGUGUGACAUGGGCUCUUGCAGGAGCUCUUGGUCCAAUCGUUGGUGGCGCUUUGACAACCAAGGUUACAUGGCGAUGGUGUUUUUAUCUCAAUUUACCCGUCGGUGGUUGCUCUUUGACUAUCUUAACAUUCUUCCUCAAAGUACAUACACCAAAGACGCGCCUUAUAGAUGGCCUAAAAGCGAUCGACUGGCUGGGKGUUAUUACUUGUGUCGGCGCUACACUCAUGUUCCUCUUUGGACUCGAAUUCGGCGGUGUUAGCUACCCCUGGAACUCGCCCACGACUAUCUGCCUGAUUGUAUUCGGCAUCCUGACCUACGGCGUCUUUUUCCUUAUCGAAUGGAAGGUCGCUAAGUAUCCCAUCAUUCCCUUACGACUAUUCAAGAAUCGCCACAACCUAGCAGUCUUCGGCUCGUGCUUCUGUCACGCCUCCGUCUUCAUUUCCGGCGCUUACUACCUACCACUCUACUUCCAAUCUGUCCUCUUAGCCUCUCCAAUUCUUUCCGGUGUCUACACGCUCCCGCAAGUGCUUUCAUUAUCCGUUACUUCCGCAAUGAUCGGAAUCAUCAUCAAGAAGACCGGCCGCUACAAAGAAGCCAUCUUAAUAGGAAUGGGAGUCAUGACCCUCGGCUUCGGACUCCUCAUCGACCUCAAACCAUACGCAAGCUGGCCACGCAUCAUUAUCUACCAACUUAUCGCCGGUGCCGGUGUCGGUCCUAACUUCCAAGCGCCCCUCGUCGCCCUUCAAGCAAACAUUCACGUCUCCGAUAUGGCCGUCGCAACUGCCACUUUCGGUUUUGUGCGCCAACUCGCGUCGGCGAUUGGCAUCGUUCUCGGUAGCGUCAUCUACCAGAACGUUCUCUCUCAGCAACUACCGCAACUCGAGACUGUCGUCGGAUCUACGACAGCCGCGAAACUGGCGAGCACUUUCUCUGCUGGUGAUAAGUCGCUUAUUGAGUCUCUMCCCGCCAAUCAGCAAGCGGCCGUCAAAGCGGCGUUUACUUUCUCUCUCAGUCGGGCGUGGAUAUACUAUACCGCUCUAUCUGGUGUAGGUUUCGCUGUCAGCUUCUUCCUUCGUCGAAUCGAAUUGAAUAAAUCACACAAAGUCGCAAAGACUGGUUUGGAAGAACAAGAAAGAGCGAGACAGGAGAUGCUUGCAGCUAAGAUGGCUGCUAAAGAGGCAAAAUCUGCUGUAUAA
Talaromyces amestolkiae is the source of this 1824-nucleotide messenger RNA. RefSeq lists its product as uncharacterized. Gene Ontology annotation, biological process: transmembrane transport. The transcript is spliced from 5 exons. NCBI's taxonomy places the organism in Eukaryota, Fungi, Ascomycota, Eurotiomycetes, Eurotiales, Trichocomaceae. The coding region runs from base 1 to 1824 and encodes 607 amino acids. Gene Ontology annotation, molecular function: transmembrane transporter activity. The record is from RefSeq and is a predicted model, not a curated record.